This is a messenger RNA of Yarrowia lipolytica CLIB122, 1812 nucleotides long. RefSeq lists its product as uncharacterized. Lineage: Eukaryota; Fungi; Ascomycota; Dipodascomycetes; Dipodascales. Gene Ontology annotation, molecular function: 5'-3' DNA exonuclease activity; damaged DNA binding. The record is from RefSeq and is a predicted model, not a curated record. Gene Ontology annotation, biological process: double-strand break repair via nonhomologous end joining; interstrand cross-link repair.
AUGGACGAAGAUCGCCAGAACCGUUCCAAAAAACUCAAGUAUUUGUUCGAUCCCCGCCAGGAUGUGUUGAGAUUCGGCCAGCCCAAGAAACAGGUCUUUUGUCCGCUGUGUCCGCUGGACAUUACGGGACUUAGCAUUUCCGAGCGCAACGCCCAUGCUGAGAAAUGUCUGGGCGUUGAGUGUCUCGAUGAUGAUGGCGUCACAUGUGCUACACCCACCAAAGGCGACCUGACGUUUGAUACAAGCACAAUUACACCCGCAACAGUCAAGAUGGAGGAGAUGCAGGCAGUGGGAACGCCAAUUUUUCUCGCAGACGAAUUUCUUCAUCUGUUGAAGGGAGGAGUGAAGAGCAAAGUCAAGGAGGAGAUCAAAGACGAGGUGUACUUUAGUGCUGAUGAAACCAUGGAUACGACUGUGGUGGAGACACAGUCACUGACACGGGCCGUGGAAACACCAACUAAGAAACCGAGACGAGCACCGCAACGAAAAGCCAAGGCCAAAGAACCCACUUCAACCCAGUCCAUGAUGGUGUGUAACAGUCAGGGAGAAAUGACUUCUGCUGUUGUAGAGCCUGUCAAGAAACAGAAGCGAGCCAAAAAGCCGGCACCGUCGUUCAAGAUUAUCAAGAUGGGAGAAACGAACGUGGCGGUGGACUCGUUUAUGCAUGGACCUCUCGAAGGGAUCAAUCUUUAUUUCCUGUCACAUUUUCAUGCGGAUCAUUAUGGAGGACUACGAAAGAGCUGGAAUCACGGCCCUAUCUUUUGCACACCCAUUACUGCAGCUCUUUGUAAGAUGAAACUGGGAGUCCAAGAUGAGUGGCUGGUUCCGAUCCCCAUCCAUAUUCCGUUCUGUGUCGGUAACGACGUGGAGGUCAUCUUCUUUGACGCCAACCACUGCCCCGGAGCAGCUGUCAUGCUGUUCACCAGUCCGACAAAGACAGCUGUUCAUUGUGGAGACUUUCGGGCCAACAUGAACCUGGUGCGUGAAAUCAAACUGAAACUCAAGCAGCGAGAGCUCGACGAGGUGUACCUCGACACCACGUAUCUAGGACCCAGCCAUGCCUUCCCCAGUCAAAACCGAGUGGUUCAGGUGUGCGCAGACUUUUGUGUGCGACUAAACAACUUGAAAAUGGAGCAACUGGAGAAAGCUCAACGGCAGUCGACAAUCGGAAGAUUCUUCACGAGCUCACCCAACUCUCCAGUACAUCAACUUCGCACAUUGUUUGUGGUUGGAACAUAUACCAUUGGAAAAGAGAGGCUGGCAAUUGAGAUUGCCCUUCGUCUGGGUUCCAAGCUCUUUGCCGACACAACCAAACGCCGCAUUCUCAAAACAUUCAACGACCCCGUCAUCUCUGAAUUACUAACAUCCGACCCUCUAGAAGCCCAGGUUCACCUCGUACCUCUUGGCCAGACCCGCAAGGACCAGCUGUUUGAGCAUCUCAAGAGCUUCAAGCCGCAUUUCUCCAAAAUUGUCGCAUUUGCUCCCACAGGAUGGAGUUACCGACCACCCAAAAGUGCUAUUCAAGCCAACGAGCAAGCCACAGACCUGCGACCAAGUUACUAUGACUUUGGAGACCUCGAGUACAAUGUGGAGAAUCUAGAUCGGAAUCUGGAACGGUCUGCCAUCGAGCCUGUUCAAAAGUACAACGUCCCGUACUCUGAGCAUUCGUCUUUUGUCGAGCUACGAGCCUUCUGCUUGAACAUGGCUGCCACCACCAUCAUUCCCACCGUGAACAUGUCUGCUGACGAGAGUGUCCGCAGGCAGAUGUACUGGCUGGAGAUGUGGACCGGACAAGCGAGGGAAGGAGUCUGA